This is a messenger RNA of Linnemannia hyalina, 825 nucleotides long. The record is from the annotation of a GenBank genome assembly. Lineage: Eukaryota; Fungi; Mortierellomycota; Mortierellomycetes; Mortierellales; Mortierellaceae.
AUGAAUAUCAUCGCAUCCUUGGCCACCAUUGCCAUGGCCAUCGGCUUGGCCACUGCCACCAUUGCCAUGGCCAUCGGCUUGGCCACUGCCACCACCCAACAUCCAGAAGCUGGCACCCACGUCCAAACAUUCGGCACCCCCCGCUUCCACGUCAGCGCCUUCCGCGAAGACACCUACUCCGACGCCACCACCAUCAUCCCCAAGACCCUCGAAUCUGACAGCACGGUAGUCCCCCACUCCAUCGACCAAGAGGGCCGCUCCUCGUUCUUCGUCUCCACGCACGAAAUCUCCGUAGAGCGCGAGCCCUACAGCUGGGACUUCGAGACCUACUCCCAGAGCAACUACAUCGCCGACCGCCAGCGCUUCAACGGCGACGGCUGUGUCAACAUCCACUGUGUCGAGGUCCGCGGCUACAAGGGUCUGCCCAACAAGGCGUACAUCUUUUAUGAGGGCGAUGAUUGCUAUGGUGCCGUUAUCUUCCGUACAACAGACGAGAUGAGGGAUCAGAUUAAGCAGCCCUUCAAGCCCUGCUCCAUCCGUGUCCAGUACCUAUCCAACCAUAGCGUGUCGGGUAACUCCUCCUCUGGAUCGGAUUUGAUCUUGUUCGGACAGCCCUGGUACAAGGGCUCGAGCUCUGCAAAGCUGUCGGGCAAGAAGUGCCACAGGUUGAAUGGUCAAGGUGUGUUGAGCUACAAGGCUAAGGCUAAUCAGACCUACACCUUCUACCGUGAUACUGGAUGCAAGGGUAAGGUCCUCGAGAAGUCCAACGGCCCCAACAGCCGUACCAACGCCUACACGACCCCACUUUCCGUCAGGAUCGAGUAA